AUGGCGGAUGCAGAGACGGGACAGUUGCUGACAUGGCCUAGGCCUGCGGCCACAUAUGAGUGCAGACAGCCUAGACACAGCCACCUAUGGCCUGUGCUGUGGCUGAUCCAGGCACAGAUGGCUCCUGCCACGGAUGCAGGGGAUAUGGUGACCCCAACUGUGGACCUGGUGCUGGGUGCCUCAGCCUGCUGCCUGGCCUGCGUGUUCACCAAUCCCUUGGAAGUGGUAAAGACUCGUCUGCAACUGCAGGGGGAACUGCAGGCCCCAGGCACUUACGCACGGCCCUACCGGGGCCUUGUGUCUUCUGCUGCAGCCAUUGCCCGGGCAGAUGGCCUGUGGGGCCUGCAGAAGGGGCUGGCCGCUGGCCUUCUCUACCAGGGCCUCAUGAAUGGUGUCCGCUUCUACUGCUAUAGCCUGGCAUGCCAGGCUGGCUUCACCCAGCAACCAGGGGGGACUAUGGUCGCAGGUGCUGUGGCCGGGGCACUGGGAGCCUUUGUGGGAAGUCCUGCUUACCUGGUCAAGACCCAGCUGCAGGCCCAGACAGUGGCUGCUAUGGCUGUGGGACAUCAGCACCAGCAUGAGAGUGUCCUGGGUGCCUUGGAGACCAUCUGGCGCCAGCAGGGCCUACUGGGGCUGUGGCGGGGUGUGGGCGGGGCUGUGCCCCGAGUCACAGUGGGCUCAGCUGCCCAGCUGGCCACCUUUGCAUCUGCUAAGGCUUGGGUACAGGAGCGACAGUGGUUUCUGGAGGACAGCUGGCUGGUGGCCCUGGCUGGAGGCAUGAUUAGCAGUAUAGCAGUGGCUGCAGUCAUGGCUCCCUUCGACGUGGUCAGCACUCGGCUAUACAACCAACCGGUGGACAGAGCUGGCAGGGGCCAGCUGUACAGGGGCCUCGCUGACUGCCUGGUGAAGAUCUGCCAACAGGAGGGGCCCCUAGCACUCUACAAGGGGCUAGGCCUUGCCUAUCUGCGCUUGGGCCCCCACACCAUCCUUAGCAUGUUCUUCUGGGAUGAGCUGCGGAAGCUGACUACAAGGGCCCAGCACCAGGGCACCUAGCCUUGUCCCUCAGCCCACCAUCAAGCCCGGCAUUUGGUGGAAGUGAUGGCCGGCUUCAGUAGAACUGGCUGCCCCAGCCAGCUUGAGUCAGGCCCAGAUCGGGAGAGUGAGUCAGGAUUGUGGACAACUGUGUUUGACCGGAGCCUCAGGACUAGUUCACCCAAGUCACCGCCCCUUCACCCCUUCCUCUCCCCUGGGUUACCAUGCUGUAGUAUAUUGUCAUGGUAGCACCUGCAUAAAAGGGUGCCCAUGGACAGAGCCACUCAGUGACACCGGCUCCUCCGUCCUCCAGCCACUGUGGGACCACACGAUCCUCUCUGAGCACAAGGAAACUGAGACACCACUCUGGCUGGAGCCACACGGCUUUGUGGUGACAGACACAGGACUGUGGUUGGAGUCUGCCCACCCCAAUACUCUGCUUUCAGCAAGGGAACUGUCAGGACGGUUGGGCCACAGAUCCCUCAGAAGCCACGGCAAGUGAGGAGACCCAUGGUUGAGCCCCAAGGGAGGCCUUGGGGUCCCCAGACUCUAGCUGGUCAAGGUCAGUUAAGGAACAAAGAUCCAAAACCUUGGCAGCUUGAAAAACAAAAACCUAUUUUCUUACUUUCAGAAGCCUGGAAGCCCAAGAAUGUAUUGGCAGUGUUAGCAUUUAUUUCUGUUAUCUAUACUGUGCUAAAACCAGGGUCUGGGCAUGUUAGUUACGAGAUUGACAUCUUUAGCCCAGGGCUUACUUCUCCAGAGGCCUCUGUCCCUGACUCUGAGCAGCUUCCUCCCAGUCAGGCUGGGGACAGAUCAGCCGGCAGCCUGCCUGCCCGGUGCUCAUGAAGCCCUGGGUUCCAUCCCCAGCACUGAAUAAACCGGGUCUGAUGGCACAUGCCUGUGAUCUCAGCGCUGCACACACAGGUAACGCCAGGAGAAUCAGGGGUUCAAGUUCAUUCUCAGAUGCAUGGUGAGUUUGAGGCCAGCCUGGGCUAUGUGAGACCCAGAGAGAGGAGAGAGAGAAAAAGGGGGGAGAGAGAGAGAGAGGGAAGAACAGAGAAGAGCAGAGUGGGGGAGAGAAAGAGGGAUAAAGAAAGGGAGAGGGACAGGGAAAUGCAGUUAUAUUGGACAGGGCCAGCACAGGGACUGCAUGUUGUCACCUCCUGAGGAACUGGGGUUAGGCCUUCAGCACGAAUCUGGGAGCAUUCCUGAGUUCAGACUUUUAUUGAGGGCUUUGCUUUUGUGUACAUCCAGAGGGUGCUCAGGAGGUGGGAGCUCAGAUAAGAGGGUGCCUGCCCACAAAAGUCACAGGGCAGUGUCACAGCAGGGCCAGCGACAGACUCUGGGUCCUUUCUCCGGACUGCAGCCAUACUCCAGGAGACUGUUGAGACAGGUGUAUUUGUAAGGUCCCCAAUAACCAACUCCUCCGGCCAGGCAGCUCCAACCACCUUCCCCAACCACAUCCCAAGUGCGGAAAAACCGCUCUAGACGGACACUCCAAUAAAGUUUUCUAUUUUGUGUA
Messenger RNA from Arvicola amphibius (Eurasian water vole), 2554 nucleotides. It is a transcript of the gene Slc25a34, whose product is annotated as solute carrier family 25 member 34. NCBI's taxonomy places the organism in Eukaryota, Metazoa, Chordata, Mammalia, Rodentia, Cricetidae. The record is from RefSeq and is a predicted model, not a curated record. The coding region runs from base 1 to 1053 and encodes 350 amino acids. The transcript has 6 exons.